Messenger RNA from Plasmodium vinckei vinckei, 1449 nucleotides. RefSeq names its product translation initiation factor eIF-2B subunit beta, putative. The record is from RefSeq and is a predicted model, not a curated record. The transcript has a single exon. Gene Ontology annotation, cellular component: eukaryotic translation initiation factor 2B complex. Gene Ontology annotation, molecular function: translation initiation factor activity; guanyl-nucleotide exchange factor activity. Gene Ontology annotation, biological process: translational initiation. Lineage: Eukaryota; Apicomplexa; Aconoidasida; Haemosporida; Plasmodiidae. The coding region runs from base 1 to 1449 and encodes 482 amino acids.
AUGAAAGAAACACAUGUCCAUAAUAACAUACUCGAUAAAAAUGAAAAAAUAGUUCAUGCCCCUAACAACAACAAUCCCAAUCUGAUAAAUAACUCAUCAAAUGACAACUAUAAUAAAAGCUUUAAAAAUUUUAAAGAGGAAUACAUUGAGCAAAAUCAAAAAACGCACACAAACAUGUGUGAACAAAAAGAUAAUCACCUGCACAGUCAGAAUAUAUGUAACCAAAAUUUUAAAGAAAAUGAAAUUAUAAAAUUUGAAAAAAAAAAAAAAAAAAGUGAAAAUUUGAAAAAAAAACGACAAAAAGAAAUAAUCUCUGCAUAUUGGCUAAAAGGUAUUGCUGAUAUAUUAAAUGAAGGAUUUAAAAAUGGAUAUAUUAAAGGUAGUAAUAUUAUAGGAAAAAAAAUUGCAGACGUUUUAAAAAAAGUUGUUGAAAUAUAUCAUUGGGAAAGUGUAUAUGAAUUAAUUGAAAUAAUAAAAUAUUUAGGAAAAGAAAUUAUUAAAAAUAAUAAAAUGGUAUUUAUAAUACCAAAUAUUAUAAGAAGAGUAUUAACUAUAAUAAGAACUGAACAUUUUAAACAACUUUAUUUAUAUAAUAAUAAUUAUAUAGAUAUUAUGAAUAAAAAUAAUAAUAUGAUUAUUGAUGAAUUAACAAAUAAAACAGUUAAUAAUCGUUUUUUAUAUGAGCGAGAACUUUUAAAUUUUGAUAAAUCCCUUUCAUGUUAUUUUGAAAAUUCAUCAAAAAAAAAUACAUAUAAAAUACCUGCAACAAAUACAUUAAAACAUUCAAUAAUUGAAGGAAUAACAGAACUAAUUGCUGAAAUUGAUUUAUCAUGGGGGGAAACUGAACAAAGAACUUCUUAUGACCUGUUCAUGGAAAAUGAUGUCAUUUUAACCAUGGGAUAUUCAUUUGGGGUUGAAAAAUUCCUAAAAAAUAUUAACAAAAAAAAAGAAGGAAUAUCUAUUAUUGUAGUUGGGGGUGAUAUAAAUAGAAAUGGAUUUAAAAUGGCAAAAUUAUUAAGUGAAGAUGGUGUAGAUACAACAUAUAUACCUGACUCAGCUAUUUAUGCAGUUAUACCAAAAGUAACAAAAGUUGUUAUAGGCUCAGUAGCUGUUUCAUCUUCUGGUGGCGCUAUUACUAAAAUUGGUGGAUAUAAUAUUGCUUGUUCAGCAUUUUUUUAUUCAAAACCGGUAAUUAUUGUAUUACCAUUAUUUAAAUUACUUUAUGAUCCAUUAUAUGACCCUUUAAGACACAAUGAAUUACAACCAGGCCCACCAAUGAUUUAUAAUAAUACCGAAAAUUUUUAUAUUCGAAUAUCAAAAUAUGAUUAUAUUCCUCAAAAAUUUAUUAAUCUAUAUAUAACAGAAAUUGGACCUAUAGACUCUUUUCAAUUAUAUAAUAUUGCAAAAAAAAAGUAUCAUCCAGAUGAUAUAGAUUUAAGUUUUGAUUAA